AAACCUUGAGCACAAAAACAGUUACACUGUAGUUCUUGUAGCAAAAUUUAUUUUCCUAUAGGAGUUUUGCGUGUGGUUACCACGAGUUUUCAAUAAACAACAGAUAAACCUUUGUUCCUAUAGUAAAACCAUGGUUAAUUUCCAUUAAACAUAUAGUGGUUACUACGGUUUUAUGACAAAUAACACAUUUAAACUCUUGUUCCGGUAGUUAAACCACAGUUAAUCUCUAUAAAAUAAAGUUUUAAUCGUGGUAACUGUGAUUUUACAACAAAUACUGCAGUUAGCUCUCAUUCUUGUAGUAAAACCAUGGUAGAUUUACAUGUGGUUAGUGCUUUUACAACAAAAACUAAAUUUCAGCUCUUGUUCCUGAAGUAAAACCAUAAUUUAUUUAAAUUAAAUACAGUUUUAUUUGUGGUCACUAAGACUUUCCAACAAAUCCCUCAGUUUUAAACUAGUAAAAUAUUGUAGUAAAAUAAUAAAAUACGGGUUUACUUGUGGUUACUAUGCUUUCACAACAAACACCACAAGUCAAAUAUUGUUACAGUAGUAAAAGGUAGCUUUACUUGUGGUUUCAAUGAUUUUACAUUGGAUACCAACAGUUAAACUCUUGUUCCUGCAGUAAAACCAAUUUUAGUGAAGGAUUGUGGUUACUGUUUUAGUGUGAAUUCAUUAGUUACACUACAAUUGCUGCUGCAGUAAACCCAUAGUUAUUGCCUCGUGCACCUUGCUGAAGGUGGCAUUGAGUUUCACUGGAGACAGAGACAGAGUUUAGAGGCUCAGACAGUGAGAUAGUGGGAUGGCCAGCCUAUCACCACCCUUCAACUUCUGCUUUCUCUCUGGCUCAGCGUCCUUCACUGUGCGUCUGGUGCCAUUCGGCUCCCUCUUCAACACGUGUGUGUGUCCAUGUGUCCACAGACGGCUCGCAGCGCUUGAUGAAGAACAUCAGAACCAGGCACAAACAGGGCUGAGAUGUGGGUGCGUGUAAUUGUGACCUCUGUGCUUCUUCUGUCAGGAGUCGGGGCAAGUAAAUUGCUGGUGUAUUUCUCCAGGACAGACAUCUGCGUUUGGGCUGGGACCACGGUAACAUUGCCGUGCCGCUACGAUUACCCCUCGCCCUCCAGCUCUACGCGGGUCAUGUGGUUUCACAUCUCUGUGGAGGGCCGACGGGAUGUUGCCUACCACACUGAUGGGAAUCUGUUGAGCCCCUCUUUCAGGGACAGGAUCAAAUACAUGGGGGGACACAAAAGAUGCAGUUUGCAGAUCACGAACGUUAAGCUGAGCGAUGCAGGAAUGUACCAUUUCAGAUUCGAGACCGACAACCAGGGGAGAUGGACCUCUCCUGAUGCCAUCACACUGUCUGUCACAGAGCUUCAGGUUCAUGUACAUCCUCAGAGAAUAGGCAACAUGUUUUCUGCUGGCGAGACGGUCUUCUUGAGCUGUGUGGCGCGAGGCUGUGCCGCCCCUGGCAGGAACUUUGCCCUUUAUCGGAAUGGGAUCAACUUGGGUCAGUCCAACAAGCUGUCAGCCAUCUAUAACUUUGACAGCCAGCAUGCAGGUACCUACACCUGCCGUCCAAUACCCCCUCAAAAUGUUCAGUCACCAGGACUCACCCUGGCUCUCGGAUAUGCUCCUCGCUACACCACGAUACAGAUGACCCCUCGAGAGGCAGUCGGGGAGGGCGAUUCGGUGACUUUGACCUGCAGUAGUGAUGGAGCUCCGCCAGCAGAAAGUUUCACUUGGUUUAAAGAAGGAGAGAGUGGCAGUGUGCCAGACAGCUUUCAACCUGAGCUGAGAUUGUGGAGUUUGGACUACAGGGACCAUGGAGAGUACUUCUGUGUGGCCCGCAACCCACUCGGCACAGACCGGUCCAGACCACUUUUACUCAAUGUUACCUACUCCCCAAAGAACACAAGAAUCCUCAUCAGUCCUAAAGGUGACAUCAAGGAAGGGUUUGCUGUCAAUCUUACCUGCAGCAGCAACGCUAACCCUCCCGUGCAGAAAUACGCCUGGUACAAAGUGAAUGGCGGUCAGCCCUGGACCAAAGGCACUUCACAAAAUCUCACCUUUGCUAGCGUGCGUUCCCAUCAUGCCGGACAGUACUACUGCACUGCGUGGAACGUGUUUGGCAUGGGGACAUCACCCACUAUUUCUCUUAUAGUACUCUAUGCCCCCCAAAACACCUCUGUGUUGGCUCGGCCUUCCACUGUGAUCGAAGCGGGCAGCUCGUUGACGCUGACCUGCAUCAGUCAGGCCAAUCCGGCGGUGGAGAACUACACCUGGCACCGGAUCAAUGCGGCUGACGCCUGGGAAACUCGAUCGGGUCGCAGCUACACCAUUGCUGAGGUCAGCCCUGGAGCCAGCGGCCAGUACUACUGCGAGGCCCGCAACCGCAUCGGAGCGCACAGCUCCCCGGUUCUGACUGUGAAAGUACGAGGCCGACUGAAAGUGAUCGCAUUGGCAUCUGCAGUGGGUGUUUCUAUCGGAUUGAUAUUUCUGACCGUGGUCGUCAUGAUCAGUAAAAACAUGCAUCGCGUGGACACUGAAAAUCUUGGGGAAGAAAAACAGUGUUCACCAGUAGUUGACUUGCCAGUGGACGAUUCUCAGUUUAGUGGAUCAACUUCAGAGAUGUUUUUCCUCAAGAGCACAAAAAUGUCAGACAUUCUGGAAGAGCCAGAGGAGAUUUAUGAAAGUAGCCACCCUUCCAUCGUGCCGCUGAAAGAAGCCGCUCAGAGCGCUGAGGAACAGGGAAAACUCAACUACAUUACGGUUAAUUCAGGCGAAGGUCACAAACAUACCUCUAGAUGGAGACAAGAAGCUCAAAGAUGGUCCUAAUGUUAUUUAUACUGUUCUUGACAAGCAACCGAGAGAGGAGAUGGAAGAAUCUGGAGUCUGAAGCAGUCAACUGAUGGAAGAAAUUGUAAAACCACACAGGGACUUUUUUUUUUAUUUUUUUUUUAUGUGCACUUAUGGACCACCUGAUGUAGCCUGGACACCAGAGACUGGAAAAUACACAUGGUACACCAGUGGAAAAAUAUCCCCACUGGAUGCUCUGUUUAAUUGUGUCCAGCUGCAGUUUAAUCAAAUCCAGCUGCUCUAAAUGACACACUACUGUUCAAAUGUUUGGGGUCAGUAAGAUUUUUUCAUUUAUUUUAAUUAAGAAUACAGCAAAACAGGUAUAUUGUGGAAUAUUAUUAUAAUAUAUAAUGACAUGUUCUUAUUACUUUUUAAAAUGUAUUUUUCAGCACUAUUGCUCCAGUGUCACAUGAUGCAUCAGAAAUCAGUCUAGCAUUCGGAUUUCUUAUUCUUGUUGAAAACAGUUGUGCUGCUUAAUAUUUUUGUGGAAACACAUUGUUUUUGGGAUUCUUAGAUAAAUAGAAAGUUCAAAAGAACUUUUGAAAAAGACAUUUUUGGAACAUUAUAAAUGUUUUACGGUCACUUUUGAUCAAUUUAAUGCAUCCUUGCUAAAAAAAAAAAAAAAAAAAUCAUUUCAAAAAACAAAUUUUACUGACCCUAAACAUUUGAAAGGUAGUAUAUCCGCUAUAUGUUUGAGUGUGACACGAUUAAACGCAUCAUAAAAAAUCAUCCCACAUAAAUAUUCGAUUUAAUUGAUAAAUUCAUGGGAAGCUACAAAUAAAUAACAUUUUCUUACAAUGGCAACAAAGGGUUUGUUUUCAUACAUUUUCUGGCAAUAAUACACAAUUUAUUGCAAUUGCUGAAAGUUUUAUUAAAGUACUGAGCUGUUUCGAUCCCAGAAAAUUGACCUUUGACCUUGUCACAUAAUACAAAGAAAAUAUAAUAAUAAUAUUACUGAGACCACAUGGGCUUUCCAUUGUUAUUUUUUAAAAACCUGGAACUGUGUGAAGAUUCUUUACAGAUUCAAGGUUGAGUAAAUAACAGAUGGAUAAUCAUGUUUUUUUUUAGGGUGAAAUGUUUCCUUAAUUAAUGUUUCUUCAUUUGUAAUGUGAUUAUUAAAAAUACCAAGUGCUUUUUUAUUAUUAUUAUUAUUUAACUUGAGGGUAGAACAAGAGGCAGUUUAUAAUGAUUUACAAUGUAAGAAUCCACUGUAUCUCUCCUGCUGGAUUCAUAAAUUACUAUCUUACUAUCUAAAUCUUUUUAAAGACUCUGUGAAGAAAGCAUGUUGUUCAGUCUCUUGUUCAGUGGAUGAGGACAGUGUGCAUCCUGAUAUGCAACACAGUGGCAGGGACUUGCAAAAUGUAAUAUAAUACUAAAGUUGAAAUAGGAAUACAAAAUGUAAAAAAUAAAUAAAUAAUAAAAUAAUGUAACAUUGUGCCGUUUGAUAUGCAGAAAAUAAUAUAAAUAGAUAAAUAAUAGACUCUGUGAUGGAGGCAAAAAUAAAUGCAUAAAUUGAUGUAAAAUGUAGCACGCAAACAGAAAAAAAGCAGAACUAUUGGUUUACAUCUCUGUU
This is a messenger RNA of Carassius gibelio (silver crucian carp), 4426 nucleotides long. Its product is annotated as B-cell receptor CD22. Bases 970 to 2832 code for a protein of 620 amino acids. The transcript has 12 exons. The record is from RefSeq and is a predicted model, not a curated record. NCBI's taxonomy places the organism in Eukaryota, Metazoa, Chordata, Actinopteri, Cypriniformes, Cyprinidae.